GCCAUCUACUAAAGAAUAUUUGAACUGCUUGACAAUAAACAUAACCGCACUCUUGUAUUAUCAGUAGUUUCAUACAAUUUGCUCGAUUUGUACAUUUACGAUGGAAGAAACAGCUGUGGUGAUAAAGGCAAAACCACAGCGAAAAGUGGUGAGAGCCACGAAAGUGAAUAAAAUUCCGGAGCACAUCUUGAAGAACCCUAAAUUGCAAAGGGCCAUUGAAGAUCUCCCGAGCAACUACAACUUUGAGAUUUACAAAACGCUAUGGCGCAUCGAAGAAUUGAAAGCGACAAUGGUGGCUCUUCAAAUGCCAGAAGGACUGCUCCUCUACUCAACAACAAUAGCUGAUAUCAUUUUGGAGUUCACUGGAGCCGAAUGCCUGAUCAUGGGUGACGUAACUUAUGGGGCUUGCUGCAUCGAUGAUAUCACUGCUAAAGCAUUGGGGGUGCAACUGUUGAUUCAUUAUGGACACAGCUGUUUAGUUCCAAUGGAUCCUAAAGCUGGACUCAAGGUGCUCUAUGUAUUUGUUGACAUCAAAAUAGACCCAUUACAUUUAAUAGAAACAAUCAAAUUGAAUUUUGAUGCAAAAACGAGAUUGGGUUUAGUAAGUACGAUCCAGUUUAUAUCCACACUGCAGGCAGUUAGCAAGGAGUUGGAUGCUGCAGGAUACCACACAAAGAUACCCCAAUUUAAACCGCUAUCUCCUGGUGAAAUCCUUGGAUGCACUGCACCUGUUAUGACUUGUGUUGAUGCGAUCAUCUAUCUGGGGGAUGGCAGGUUUCACUUGGAGGCAGCAAUGAUCGCAAAUCCUAGAUUACAAGCAUACAGGUAUGAUCCAUAUGACAAAAAGUUCACAAAAGAGUAUUACGAGCAUGAAGAAAUGCAAAGGAACAGGCUUAAAUCUAUAGAAUCUGCAAAGAAUGCUAAAGAUUUUGGUGUUGUCAUGGGAACAUUGGGAAGGCAAGGAAGUGUGAAAGUUGUGGAAAACUUGCAGAAGAAACUCAAGGAGCAUAAUAAAACAACCACUGUUAUUCUGUUGUCAGAAAUCUUUCCAGAUAAAUUGAAACUGUUCCAAUUGGAUGCGUAUGUGCAAAUCGCCUGUCCACGUCUUUCCAUUGAUUGGGGAAACGCCUUUGACAAGGCCUUGCUGACCCCAUAUGAAUUAGCGGUGUGCUUGGGAAAUGCCCCAUGGGUAUCCAAAGAAACCAACAACAGUUAUCCAAUGGACUUUUAUGCUAACGGCAGCCUGGGACCUUGGACUCCCAACCAUAAACCUUCCGAUGAUUUAAGUUUGAAGAAAUGUUGUGGAAAAUGUACUUAGUGUCCAAUAAAUUUUAUUCUCCUAAUAAUUGAUAGCUUUACUUAAAGCACUUGCUUCCUUAGCACUUAAUGGCUUUAAUCCAAAGCCCACU
Molecule: messenger RNA, 1409 nt
Organism: Nicrophorus vespilloides
Lineage: Eukaryota; Metazoa; Arthropoda; Insecta; Coleoptera; Silphidae
Gene: Dph1
Product: diphthamide biosynthesis protein 1
Exons: 1
Coding region: 101-1318 (405 amino acids)
Biological process (GO): protein histidyl modification to diphthamide
Molecular function (GO): 2-(3-amino-3-carboxypropyl)histidine synthase activity
Source: RefSeq, a predicted model, not a curated record